Molecule: messenger RNA, 1668 nt
Organism: Setaria italica (foxtail millet)
Lineage: Eukaryota; Viridiplantae; Streptophyta; Magnoliopsida; Poales; Poaceae
Product: UDP-galactose transporter 1
Exons: 4
Coding region: 345-1364 (339 amino acids)
Cellular component (GO): Golgi apparatus
Molecular function (GO): antiporter activity
Source: RefSeq, a predicted model, not a curated record
CACAUCACACCAACUGAAUUCCCAACCUAAAACGAACGAACCAACAGAAUAUCCCUUCCCUUUCCCUCCGAUCGUCUUCCUCCUCCGUCCUGCCCUGCCUUCCCCGCCCCCCUCCCUCUUCUCUUCCUCAUCUCACCUCCUAUCCUCCAUCUAUUCUAAGCCACCAGUCACCACCACCGUCACGCCCUUCUCUCUCCGAGAACCUUCUACAAGAUAGGAGCCUUCCUUAAUGGACGAUAGAUCACUGGGCGGAGGAGUUUCUCGUGUCGGAUUGAUCAAUUAAUACUAGAUAGAGGAGAGAAACAGAGAGGCACCGGCCGGCAAGCCCAAGAAGCAAUCCUUCCAUGGAGGACGGCAAGAUGGGGAACGCCACCACCAUCCGGGCGGUGCUCGCCAUCCUCCAGUGGUGGGGCUUCAACGUCACCGUCAUCAUCAUCAACAAGUGGAUCUUCCAGAAAUUGGAGUUCAAAUUUCCUCUGACGGUGUCGUGUGUCCACUUCAUAUGCUCUUCUAUUGGAGCUUAUAUCGCAAUCAAAGUUCUGAAAACAAAGCCUCUGAUCGAGGUUGCCUCAGAGGAUCGAUGGAGAAGGAUAUUCCCAAUGUCAUUUGUAUUCUGCAUAAACAUCGUGUUGGGGAAUGUCAGCCUUCGCUACAUUCCAGUCUCCUUCAUGCAGACGAUAAAAUCUUUCACUCCUGCAACAACGGUGAUUCUUCAGUGGUUGAUCUGGAGGAAAUAUUUCGAGUGGCGCAUCUGGGCUUCUUUGGUCCCAAUAGUGGGAGGGAUUCUGCUGACAUCCAUAACCGAGCUGAGCUUCAACACGUUUGGCUUUUGUGCUGCCAUGGUGGGCUGCCUGGCCACUUCCACAAAGACCAUCAUGGCAGAGUCCCUGCUCCAUGGAUACAAGUUCGACAGCAUAAACACGGUGUACUACAUGGCGCCAUUUGCGACGAUGAUCCUGUCGGUUCCAGCAAUCGUGCUUGAAGGCAGCGGCGUGGUGAGCUGGCUCUACACCUACGACUCCGUGGCCCCAGCGCUGGCGAUCAUCAUCACGUCAGGGGUGCUGGCCUUCUGCCUCAACUUCUCCAUCUUCUACGUGAUCCACUCGACGACGGCCGUGACCUUCAACGUGGCCGGCAACCUCAAGGUGGCGGUGGCGGUGCUGGUGUCGUGGAUGAUCUUCCGGAACCCCAUCUCGGCCAUGAACGCCGUCGGCUGCGCCAUCACGCUCGUCGGCUGCACCUUCUACGGCUACGUGAGGCACCUCAUCUCACAGCAGGCCGCCACCACGCCAGGCCCGCGCACGCCCAGGGGCCGCAUGGAGAUGCUGCCGCUCACCGGCGAGAAGCAAGGCGACAAGAUUUAGCAGCAGCUGCCGAUGUCGAUUCGAUAUUUACUAGGAAGGAAUAAACCAGCAUACUUACAUCUGAUCUAACAGCCGUUUCAGCACGGAUCAUCAGGAGCUUUUUGGCACAUAGUAGAGAACCGAAAUGGCAAAAGUUCCAGUCGAGUUGGUGUAGAGCUUCGUAAAAAGGUUGCUGAUUCUUUGUCUUUCUUUUUGGUCUUGAUGACGAUGAUAAAUUUGGUCACCCAGAUUUUGGUGCUGUCAUUAUUAGCACUACUGUUGCGUUCAUCCUUUUUCGUACAAAUCUGAAAUCAUUUUGCUGUCA